Ooceraea biroi (clonal raider ant) is the source of this 5847-nucleotide messenger RNA. RefSeq lists its product as uncharacterized. The record is from RefSeq and is a predicted model, not a curated record. NCBI's taxonomy places the organism in Eukaryota, Metazoa, Arthropoda, Insecta, Hymenoptera, Formicidae.
AGUAUAAAGAUAUAAUUAUGACGAUUUGCAUUGUUUUAAAAUAUUCAAAAAUGUACCGUCUUGAAGUUUAAACUAUACAUCAUCCUAUUACUUUUUUAAAUAAUCGCGGUACAGCGCCGCCAAGCGUAGAAAUAAUGAAUCCCGCACGCGGUUGCAACUGCCUAGGGAUUAUUUGUUGUUUGUAGGUUGCCAGUAUUGCGCCAACUAUCAGAAUGGCCGUUCCUGUCAUUUUAAAUUUGAGUUAUACUAUAUAUAUAUAUACAUUGAUAAAAGUCCUCGUAUAAAAGUUUGACACCAUCAAUUUCAAUGAAACAUGUCAAUUCACGUUACUGUAAGCGGGAAUCCUGUAAAUAUACGUCGCGGGAGAAUGAUAUUAUCGGAUCUAGAUCAAAUUAAGAAGAAUGAACGCGAUCGCCGACGGAGGUUACGUUUGGAGCAGGUACGGCAGCAGUCAAAAGAAAUAUCGCACCGACUUUUGGAACGUGCUAAAAGAAUAGCGAGGGAAGAACUUAGCAAAUUGGAAAAAGAUGGAAAAUCAGAGCUCAAACAGAUGCAUGACAGGAAGAUUAUGGAAUUGCAACAGAAAUACCAAGAAGACCUGGAAGAUAUUGGUCAGGCUCAUGCUUUAGCUGCUUUGCAGCCAGAUGCAGAUGCAAUAAUAAAGGAGGAGAGAAAGAAAGAUAGAGCUAUGGCUCUUAAAAGAGGAAAAGAGGCUGUAGAACGCAUGAAAGAAGCUAAACAGGACAGUGCAGAAGCAAUGCAUCAAGAGAGAUUACGUAAAGUACGAGAAGUAGAAAAUACGAGAGCCGCGAUGGUAGCUAAACUUCCAAAGCCAACAUCACCUGAGAAAACCAGCAGGACGGAAACAACUUCUUCCCAAAAAGAUACAUACGAGGAAAGUGCUCAUAAAACAUUAACUCCAACAAAGAAGUCCAAAAAAAUUUCUGAAAAAAGAUCACCUAGAAAAACGAAGAAGCCCAAUUCAAAAGAAAUUCAGAAAGUAUUAUCACCGAGACCAGGCCCUUCAGGAUUACAAAAACAAUCUGUUAGACAAUCCCAUAAGACGCCUUCGAAGAAGAAAGUGGAAAAGGCUGAUCGCAUUGAACGUAUCGCUGUUGAUGUAAUGGACGAUCAAAUACCGCGAAGAACAGUGCCAACUAUGAGUACUACUCCAACUAAAACUCACAAAGUUGCAAGGUACAAUCCGGAAGAUUACACACAGGAUACAUCAGAUAGCACGAGCAGUAUUAGUAGCAGCAGUUCUAGUUCAGUCAGCGAUGAUUCGUCAUAUUUCUCUGAUAAUACGGAACAAAUUACGUGUAGCAGAACUCCGAGGGCGGUUCCUUUAACCGAGAGCAAAGUACGAUUGUACGAUUAUACUUCCCGUCAGAGAAACGUUUACAACAGGCCUCUUGGUAUAGUUGAAAAAAUCGACAUUCGGAACGAGCCCAAUGCAAUAGAAGCAGCACAGGCGAUGAAAAACGCAGAGAAUGUGAAGAUGCAUACAUGCAAAACUCAUAAAAUAAAUGCUCAGCGUCGCGGUGAGGAUGCAAUCUUGCGAGAAAAAGUGCGCAGGGAUUACCAAGCGCUUGUGCGGAAUCUGGAUCAUCUGGCGCAGGAAGAACGCAAGUUGAAAGCUAGUCAAAUUCAAUCCAACAUAGAGGAGGAUCCACACGUGCGGUUACACCAAAGGGAUAAGUGCCAACUAGAACAUCAGAGGAAAUUGACCCGUGCGACUAAAAAAGUUCUCACUACAGAUGACAUACCAGAUCAAUAUUGUCAUCUUACCGAGAGAGUUGUAACUUUACAAACGCAGAAGAAGGAUGACGUGCCUCACUCCAAAUGGCACGAGUCUCAGCCGGUUGAGGAUGAAACGGACAUCUAUCAGGAUAAAGACAGUGAGAUGUCGCGCGAGGAACAAAUAUUGGACAUGCUGAAGAAAGUCGAGAGGCAAAAGAGAUUAUUGUUACAAGAAUUUGGCUCAAGUCUACCGGACGAUAUAUUCAAUGUUAGUAUAAGACCACUCCUCGAUGACCGCGUGACGCCAAGAACGUCGCAGGUUACAGAUGCUGCCAUGCCUUCAACAUCGGAGAUUAAAGUUAUAAAUAUGUCUAGCGAUGAAUGCGUGAAAAAAGAUCGUAAAGGCAAGAAACCGGGAAAAUCGCCCACGAAAAAAAGUGAGAUCGCUGUGCAAGCUGCACUGGAUAAAGUUAGUCACGCGGAGAAUAAAGCUGUGCAAGUAGAAUUGCCUGAGGAGAGCGUAAAAGUACCGCAUCCCCCUAGCGAAACAACCCGAGUACCUCAUCCGAUUGAGCCAAGAAUUACUAUUAUUACACCAGAAACGGACGACAGUAGUAAUGAUUCAACUAGCUCCGAGAUCAGUGGAAUGGUCAUCGAGAUUGAUAAGAGAGAAGUGAUCGUGACGCCCAAGAAGAGGAGAAGCAGUACAAAAGUAUCGAAGCGACCGUCGCCUCGAGUUUAUCAAAAGAUUCGAUCGACAUCUGUUAGUUCCAAGGCAACCUCACCGAUAAAGAAGUUUUCGAGGUCUCAGUCAACCUCCCGCCUAACUAGUCCGCAGAAGAAAACGAGGUGCACAGAUAUGCCGGACACGACUAGCAGAAGAAUCGAUAUACACGUGAGCAAAUCUGCAUUCUGCGAUGACGAAACAGAUCCGUCGCAGGAAACGAAAGUAUCGAUAGACGCUAGCGCGGAGAGCUCGCAAACGAUUUCGAACAAUCAAGAUCCAUCCUCGAGCAAACCGUAUCGGGUCCGAACGCAGAUGAAAAGGUGGAUUCGCAUAAAGGACACGUCAGAUACAUCGACGUCAUUCGCGAGCCCACCACCAGUGAGGCCGAGAUCGGUCUUCGACGCGUUGACUAACGUUACACCGAUCUUGGAGAUGUUGGAUUCCUCGGGACCCGAAGAGCUAAGAAGAUUACGAGAGGAAGUCAGUCCGGUUUCUACGCCGGAAACUCCCUCGCCGCGUACAAUGACGAUGCCGUCGAAUAUUCCGCACCGUGAGAGGAUCGCCAGAAUGCUCAGAUACAAUUUGAUUGACUCUCAAACGAAUGACAGUACUGUACUUUCCUCGACACGAAUCGAUCAAACGGAUCGGUCAAUUAGUUGCCAGCCAGAGUCUGCAUACCCACUCACUCCUUUGCAACGACCAUCGAUGCCGUCCAAAGCCUGUACGUGCAAAAUUCCCACGUGCGAGUUGUUACAUACAAAACUUGACGAUAUUCAUGAUUAUGCGCUGAAAAAUUGUCCAGAAAUAUUACAAAAGUAUGAAGACCUACAGAACCUGUGCACAGAGAGAAUAGCGUCCUUGACUGACCUCAUCGAAAAAGUUCGAAGUGAACAGAAAGGAAUGGAUCUCUCACUGAUUAGUCCAAGCGACGAAACUAGCUUAAUGCAGUUAUCCAUGACGAGACCAGCGCGUAACGACGUGCAAGCUGUGCGUAGAUUGAUUGAAAGCAUUGAAGCGGUUCAUGCCCAACUUGCGAGAACUCUGGCUGAAUCGCAGAGAAUUAUUGGGGGUGCGGCGGCUCCGGAGGACGAACCAUCCCGCGAUGCAGAGGUCCAAGUGACCACUUCUACUCCUGCUCGAAGUAAAUCAGUAGAUACAAUAGAUACAGCGCACGUACAGAAAUCUGAAUUAGUAAAUGGCAAAGCUAAGCCAAAGAUUAUAAGCGAUGAAAGAGUUAAUAUACAGCUUAACCGAUUUAAAAUACAGCAAAAGCCUCGUGCAAUGUCGGUAACAAAAACGUCAGAUCGUAACUCUUGGCCCCCGUGUACGUUUCCUCUUCACGAAGAGGAGGUAAUAGAGAAAUUGUCGAAGGAAAUUUUGGGAAAAGCGAGCACUGCUUUUGCAACCUCAAAUGGAGAUAAUGAAGUCUCUGUAUCGCAUAAUGCGCCGGCUUUUAAAGACGCUAGUCUAAGAAGCAGUUCCUCAUCAGAACAUGAAAAGGACAACAGCGUUGCGAGAGAAAUUACUUCCAUUCAAGAGGCAAGAAAGGAAAACGGGUUUAUUCCAAUAGCUGGCACUCCCAAAAUAUCGCGCGAUCAUGGAACUGCUGCAUCGAUAAGCGCAAGGCCUAAACCUCCUGUUACAUUAUUAAAUGGACCAUACAGGCCAGAGUUGGAAUCAUCAGGACACGAACUAUCAACGAUAGUGGAGUUUGAUACGACAGAUACAGUUAAUAAAAACGUCAAGAGCCCAACAAAAUCUAAACCUUCAGUACAUGUUGCACCUUUAUCCGUUCAGCAGUAUAAAAAUUCCUCUAAAAAGUUAUCCGAUUCAACAUCUGAUGUAAAACAUCCUAGUGAAAGGUUGAGUCCCGCGCAGAGAUCACAGAAAACUAGAAUUUGCACUUCUCCUGGCAAACUGACAAACGUGAUGGACGGCAUUACGUCAACGAAAGCUGAAACGGAGCAGGAACACACAUUCGAGAAAUGCAACAAACAGUUGCAGUGUAACACAAUUACGGAAGACCUUGUUGCUGAAGCGAAAGAUAAACUUGGCUCUUCUACAAGUACCGAUGCUGCUAAUAAUCAUAAGGAUAGUAAACAUAAGACAACAUCCACUAGUUUAUACAGUUUUUCCGGGCUGUCUGGUAUUUCCGAAAUAACGAGUUCUCCGUCAUCAGAUGCCCUGAAGUGUGCGUCGUCCCCUGAGGAAAUGGAAACUGCCUUGAAGAAGCUAGGUUUGGGUUGGGCAGUCGCGACGCUGAAGAAAACUCGGGAGGCAAGUGCUCUUAGUUCAUCAUCGAAUUCGGACGUCACGCCAGUAAACACUGCUAGAAGAAUGAUUUCUCCGACUAAGAAACAUCAUGAUCCCAGUGGCCUUCCUGACAUCAGCGACGUAUCGUCGAUAUCGAUUAAAGAAGCCAGCAAAAGCACCGAGCAAGCUGUACUUCUGAAAGGAAGAACUUCUACGCCUAAGUUCCAGAACUCGAAUUCCAGCGAAAGGUCCAGCACGACAAAUACGUCCGAAAGUAUUCAAGAUCCGAGUGAUAGUUUAACUGUGCCUAAUGUGUCACUUACAAAGACAAAAUCUGAUAAUAAGCAACAGAGUCCUUGACAUAAAGUCUUUUAUAUAUACAAUAAUGUUCUCACUCACUUAUUAGAGAUAUAUAUAUUAUUAUAUUUUAUGGGAUUUUACGGGAAUUUAGUUGUAAAAGAGGAUUCUCACAUUAUUUUUAAGAAUGUUAAUAUAAUAUAUACAUGCAAUUUUUAUCUCAGACAAUAACUGUUAUAUAUACGAGGAGUAUGCACUUACUUUUAUUACAGAUAGUUCAGAAGAAGAGAAAAUAUUUGCACCUAUGAGUAUUGUGAGGAUAAUUAUUUUUAAUACUGCUCACUGAACCGCGUAUUUUCUCAACUGAUCAGACUGAAUAAUUAAAAGGAUGAUUUACCGAUGUUUAACAUAAAAUUUGAAAAAUUCAUGGCUAUACAUUCAGAAACAAAAUUCACAAAACAUUAAAUAAUUAAAAUAUCUUUAGGUAAAUUGUGUGUUGCACUGACAUGAGAUACAACAUUUUUCAAUAUUUCAUUAUAACUUUAUAAAAAGUUAUAAAAGGAUUUUAUAGGAAGUUUCAAAGCAAUUUUUCUUUAUAUUAUUUCAUGCAAAGUAACCAUGCAUAAAAUUAAGAGAAUUGCUAAUUCUAUGUUAUAAAGAUCAAUAUUGUGAACUAUGGUUGACAUCUUUUCAGAUUGAUGAAAUAAGCUCCAACAAUUAAAAGCAUGAGAGACUAUUGAAAUAUUAUGCGACAAAGAAUAUAAUGAAAUUAAGACUGACAUCAUAAUUUAAAAUGUGAAUGACUCAGCAAAUAUAAUUUGUAAAAUAGC